GUGAAGUUGAGGAGAGAUGAGACUGCAACAUAAGUGCCGUCUUCGUUCAGGGCAUCAGUACCAGCCGAAGAAACUCUCUUCUACAAAACACAAACGGCCGUUGAAGGUUAGUCAAGAAGAUAAAUCCUAAGAACAGCAAUGUCAAGUCCUACGAAUAUGACAUGUCCGAAUGUGACAUUUCAAAAUCCAGAACAAGCCGUUUUUAUUGGUGUGUAUUCAGUGGUCUUCAUAUUUGGCCUAACCCUCAACCUGACUGCACUUGUGGUUUUUUUCCGUAACUCUAAAUCUCGUUCGCACAUCAUCGUGUACAUGAUUCACCUGGCCUUUGCUGAUAUUCUUCUGGUUUGUACACUUCCUGUCCGGAUCUAUUUCCACAGUCGGUUGGGGGAUCCGCACCCGAUUAUCUGUGAAAUUUCUGGUCUCAUAAUGCUAAGUAACAUGUACAGCAGCAUCUUCCUCCUCACAUGCAUUAGCUUUGACCGUUGCAUAGCAGUCUGCUUCCCACUGUCUUCUCGUGUCCGUGAGGGCCGCAAGAAAGCAUGGUGCGUGUGUCUGGGAAUCUGGAUCCUAACUAUUGCAACAAGCUUACCGAUCUACAUCAAAAAGAAGCAAGCCAAUAUGAACAAAUCCAAUACAGAGAACUUCAUAUGUUUUGGUGGUUUUCCUUUCUAUGCGACUGAAACAGCUCCUCUUGUUUCCACUCUAAUUAUUGGGUUUGGGAUCCCACUCAUCGUUAUGAUCCUCAGCUCAUGGGGGCUCAUCCGGGCUAUAAGUAAAAGCACGGCUGUCCAGACCAGCGACCUAGUAGACAGCGCAAAGAUUAAAAGGAUGAUCAUAACAAACUUGGCCAUCUUUCUGUUUUGUUUUCUGCCGUAUCAUAUUAUGCUCUUGAUACUUUCCUAUAAACCUUCGUGCUCAGUGUUAACGGCCUACCGGUAUAGCCUCAUGGUAGCUUGCCUGAAUGCAAUGCUGGACCCUGUGGCAUACUACUUCACAACAGAGACGUUUCGAAGAGAAAUGGAGUUUGAAGCUGUAUGCAAAAUAAGGCAAAUGAACAGUCACAGCUCGGACGGAAACAACCGCUCACGUGCCCCACUUACAACAUAAGAACAUCAGCUGGGUCUACUCGACUCUGAAGAUCAUAAUAAGUGAUUAUGUAGGCUAGGUCUCUUGUGCUUACACUGAUGCACUUUACAUGAUUGUUCACAUAUAGAUUUCUGCUUUUAUAAGAACGAAACAAGAUGAGAGAUAACCGUGUAUGACUCAAAUUUAGGAAACCACAAGAAGUCUGACUUUUCACCUUUCUAGACUGCAUGCAAGCACAGUGUGUGCAAAAGUAAGUGUGCUGUGUAGCCUCGGUCUUUAUCAUAUAUGCAUCUCUGAUAAAGUAAAUAAAUGAUUCAUUUAGCCAUUGAUGUGCAACCCCUUUUUUUUCACAACAAACUCUUACUGGGAAACCGUUAUAUAACAGUGUGACAAAUUAGGAUAAUUACUUUUUGAUAAAUAUACACAAGACAGUGAACAUAUAACAUUAUAUCCUCAUCUACAUUGCAGUAAUGAUUCAUAGCCUUUCAGUUUUGCAGCAGUGUUUUUGUUCUCGUAUUUCAAAUGUUCAUAUUUGUAAGUAUUUGUGCAUUAUAAUUUUGCAUGUGUGCAUUUUUGAUAUGCGUAUGAUUGUUUUGUAACCUUUCCAUAGCCUAUAGUGACAUAUGUGUUUUACGUUUCCAUUAAGUUCUUAGAAAUUUCCUGUUAAAAUGUGAAAUGUUUGAUAAUAGUUGUUUGAAAACCACCAAAACCCUUUUUCCUGCCUGUCUCCACACCCUUCCCCUUCUCUACCACAUCCGUUCGACCUGGUGCAUCUAGCUUGUGCUGAGUACAACAGAAAUUGUGUGUAAAUAUGCUAAUAAAAUUGAUAAAU
Molecule: messenger RNA, 1918 nt
Organism: Onychostoma macrolepis
Lineage: Eukaryota; Metazoa; Chordata; Actinopteri; Cypriniformes; Cyprinidae
Product: lysophosphatidic acid receptor 6
Exons: 2
Coding region: 139-1107 (322 amino acids)
Biological process (GO): G protein-coupled receptor signaling pathway; behavioral response to pain
Cellular component (GO): membrane
Molecular function (GO): G protein-coupled receptor activity
Source: RefSeq, a predicted model, not a curated record